AACGCACCAAUGACAACUAUCAAGAAACGUCAAAUGCGUCACCUGAUUUAAAUGUACCGUGCCCGUAAUAUUGGCGAAAUGGGGCCUAAAUGUAGAUAGUAAAUAACGAGGUGAUGUCAGAAGCCACAGGGAAGGAUCAAUGGUCGCUUUAUUCCGCUUCGCAGAACUUGCCGGCCGUUUUAAACGACCCGAAUAGGGGUAAACAAUCCAACUUUUUUGUAAAAACAUGGGGCGAUUCGUUUGUGGAGAAAGUAGGCAUAGAAAAGAGUCCUUUUUUGCCCGAAAUAACUUACGCUCAUUUCGAUACGUAUUUAAAGAAGAUUGGAAAAAGAUUUCGAAGGCAUAGGAAACUCUCCAACACAAAAUUUGAAGGGAAUCAUGUGAAAACGAAAAGUAAGACAGAUUUUACAAUCGAUGCUCCAAUCGAUAGUGUUCCGGAGAUUUUUCUGAGACCUACCUUACUGUUGAACGAACCAAAAGUGUUUAAUGAAAUAUUUCCUAAUAUAAUAAAAAGUGAUCAUGUUAACAACAGUAAUAAUAGUAAAGUAGUGCAUUAUCAGCAAAGUGGAAGAUUAUUACAAGAACAAUUAAGUUAUUACUUAGAUAUUGUGGAAGUUCAUAUAGCAAAGCAGGUUUCACAAAAAUCCGGAGCUUUUUUCCAUGCGAUGACAUCACACGAUACUAUAAUGGAAAAAAUGGGGUCAGCUUGUAUAGAAGUAAGAACGUUACGUACAAAAAUUCAACAAGUUGAUAAAACUUUAGCUAAAGAUUCUCUCAAAUUAUUAUCAUUAUCAAAAACUCGCUCGAAUCAAACAAAAUUAUUAGCAAAAUUAAAACUCAUGUCCACGGUACUUCAAACCCAACCAACUUUACAACUUCUUUUAAGCUCUUCUGAUUAUGUAGCAGCAUUAGAACUUAUUUCCACAACACAAGAAGUUCUUGCAAAUAAACUUGCAGGUGUCACCAGUUUAAGGCAUCUUCCAUCUCAAUUAAAAGAAAUGUCUAGAUUAAUCGAUAAGAUGUUAAGCACUGAAUUUGAAAGAUAUGCAGCUGCUGAUCUUCAUAGACCCUUUGAUCCAGCUGCUGGUGUUUUAGAUCGAGAACGAUUAAUUAGUUUAGUUGCUGGAUUAUUGAGACAGAAUCAUUUGCAGUUUUUGGAAACUUAUAAACAGGAAGCUGUUACUGCAGCACAGACUUUAAUCAAACAACUUUUAAUUGAACAAUUAGCUGAUGUUGAAGAUGAAAUGGAACAUUGUUUAACUGGAUCUGGUGAAACAGCUCCUAAUUUAGAAGCGUCUCAUUGGUUACAAGUACUUUCAUUAGCUAGUGAUGCUUUAGGAAAAUUAGUACAAAGAGUAAAAGAUGUACACGAUGUAAUCAAAGAAACGGCAGAAAUAACAGCGGUUUUAUCAUCAACGACACUUGAAAACUCAGAGGGUGAAAAAUUUCUUUCCAUCGAAGAACACAAUUCCGUUGAAAUAAAACUUCGGGAUCUCCUAGUCUCUAUAUGUGAUUAUUGUCACGAAAGGUUGGCGUCUUUAGUAAGUACACAGUCGGAUAAACAGAACGUAACGGCAGUUCAAAUAAUGGAACUUUCGGAUAUAGUCGAUAAUUUUACGGAGGUAUGCGAAAGCGUUUGCGGGCGGCAAAGCGCCGCUUUAAAAGCAGCCUUUAAAAUACAAGCUGGAAAUUACGUUCAUAAAUUUCACAGUUUGCGUAAAAAUAAAUUAACGCUGUUGUUGGAUGCGGAAAGAUGGAAGGUUGCCGAUGUUCCGGUUGAGUUUCAAGUUUUGGUGGAUAAAUUGGCGUCGGGGGAUACUUUAAAAUCCGUGCCCAGUUCGCCUGUGGAAGAUAAUAACAAAAAAAUUACUUCGCAAGCGGUUUUAACAUCUCUUCGUAUUGGUAAUCAAAAUUACGUUACGGUCGGGACGGUUUUGAUGUUAAUAAAACUUGUCAGUGAGUAUUGUGUUUGCGCGUACGAUAUCCCGAUUUUAUCGGGAGUCAUCGGCAGAAAUUUAGCGGAACUAUUGAGGACUUUUAAUUCGCGUUCAUGCCAAUUGGUUUUGGGAGCAGGGGCAUUAAAAACGGCCGGUUUAAAAACGAUUACCAGCACAAAUUUAGCUUUGACGUCGAGAGCGUUGCAAUUAGUUUUAUGGUUGAUUCCUCAUAUUAGAAACCAUUUCACAGCGUUGUCUAGUGAUGCAAUUAACAGUUUGGUUUCCGUGGAAAAUGAUAUUACUAAUCAUAUCCAGCAAUUGGAGAAUAAAAUUUUAUCAAUUCUAAAUAUUUUAUUGGGGGAUCAAUUAAAUGAUUGGGAUGCUAAACCACCUGUGCCUUCCAAGGCUUUUAGAAACGUCUCAAGGCACCUUACCAAAUUAUACGAAGCUGUUGGACCUGUUUUGCCUGAAGAACAGGUGACUGAUUUAUAUGAGGUUGUACACAAUAAUUUUAAAUCGAGGUUACGCGAACAGCUUAUUAAAAUGAACAUUCGGAACAAUGGGGGUCCACAGCAUGGGCUUGUUACAACAGAACUGACGUUUUAUCUUGAAACAAUGAGAACCCUUAAAGUGCUAUCUGACAACUUAACUACUACACUGGCUAUGGAGGAUAUUUGGAGUAGAUAAUACAUACAAUAAGGAUAAAUGCUAGUUGAAUUUUGUGAAUACUUUUAGUCUGUAAGGAGAUUUUAUUCCAAACCCUUGUUUGCCAAUUUUUUAUAAUUGUAUAAAUGAAACGUAAAAGUAUUAUAUAAAUAUUACAAAAGUAUAAUAAGAAUA
Molecule: messenger RNA, 2777 nt
Organism: Onthophagus taurus
Lineage: Eukaryota; Metazoa; Arthropoda; Insecta; Coleoptera; Scarabaeidae
Gene: scat
Product: VPS54 subunit of GARP complex scat
Biological process (GO): Golgi to vacuole transport; retrograde transport, endosome to Golgi
Cellular component (GO): GARP complex
Molecular function (GO): syntaxin binding
Source: RefSeq, a predicted model, not a curated record